ACCGCCACUGAACGCAGCACGAUUACAUAAUAGUCACGUGGUGAUUUGUUUGGAAUAAGAAGGAAGAUGGCUGCCCGUUGGAGCAGUGAGAAUGUGGUGGUUGAGUUUCGGGAUUCCCAGGCCACAGCCAUGUCCGUGGACUGCCUGGGCACCCAUGCGGUGCUGUCAGGCCGCCACUUCCUGUACAUGGUGAACCUGGAGGCCCCGUCUGAACCGCCUCGUAAGAUUGCACGCCAGAGUAAGUGGGAUGUGGGGACGGUCCAGUGGAACCCCCACAGGUCAGAGGCUCACGUCUUUGCUGCCUCGAGUAACCAGCGUGUGGACCUGUACUCGUGGAGGGACGGCUGUGGCGAGGCCCACACCUCCCUGCUGGGACACACUCGGGUCAUCAGUGAUCUGGACUGGUCCUGCUUCGACUCGGAGCUCCUGGCGACCAGCUCCGUGGACACCUACAUCUACAUCUGGGACACCAGAGACACCAGGAAGCCUACUGUGGCGCUGUCUGCUGUCGCUGGAGCGUCUCAGGUGAAAUGGAACAGGAAGAACCAACAUCUGCUGGCAUCCAGUCAUGAUGGAGACGUUCGGGUUUGGGACAAAAGAAAGCCGAGCACAGCAGUGGAGUACGUAGCGGCUCACCUCUCCAAGAUCCACGGCCUCGACUGGCAUUCAGACAAUGAAUAUAUCUUUGCUACGUCCAGCCAGGACAACUCAGUCAGGUUCUGGGAUUACCGACAGCCCAGGAAGUACCUGAACAUCCUGUCCUGUCAGGUUCCAGUGUGGAAGGCCCGGUACACGCCUUUCUCCAAUGGUCUGGUCACCAUCAUGGUUCCUCAGCUGAGGAGAGAAAACAGUUUGUUACUGUGGAGCACCCUCGACCUUAACAGUCCCGUCCACGCCUUCGUUGGACAUGACGACGUGGUUCUGGAGUUCCAGUGGCGACCGCAGAAAGAAGGCUCUAAGGACUUCCAGCUGGUCACCUGGUCCAGAGAUCAGACUAUGAGGAUAUGGAGGGUUGAUCCUCAGCUGCAGAAGCUGUGUGUCAGUGACAUGGUUGAGGACCUGAUGGAGGGGAUGUCUCUCACCGUGGAGUCGGAGAAGUUCAUGUCUUCCCAGGAGCCUGAGAGCCAGCAGACCGUGGGCCCCGAUACAGACAACCUGCAGGAUCCAGACGGCGGUCAUCAGGACUUGGCAGCAGGUUCUGGUCUCGCUCAGACUCUUCAGCAGGAGUUCUCUCUGGUCAACCUGCAGAUCAGAAACGUCAACGUUGAGAUGGACGCGAUGAACCGAAGCUGUGUGGUGUCGGCCCACUUCGGCAGCCAUCAGGUCCACCUGGUGGUCAAGUUCCCGGCCCAGUACCCCAACAACGCAGCGCCCACAUUCCAGUUCACCCCACCGACAACCAUCCCCUCUGCAAUGAAGACCAAGAUCCAGAAGAUCUUGAGGGACACGUCUUUUCAAAAAGUGAAGAGGAACCAGAACUGUUUGGAGCCGUGUGUCCGUCAGCUCGUGUCCUGUCUGGAGUCUGAUAUGACCCAAGAGGACAGCCCAGCGUCUGGACCCUUCGUCUUAUCCAAUCCCGUCACUCCCUCCCUACAGGCGUUUCCUCGCGUCACCAACACUUACGGCUCCUACCAGGAUGCCAACAUCCCAUUUCCUCGAACGUCCGGCGCACGUUUCUGUGGUACCGGCUGUCUGGUUUACUUCACCCGACCAAUCACCAUGCACCGCUGUGCCCCGCCCACUGAACCCACUCCCAGGUCCCUGUCUGCCCUCUCAGCCUAUCACAGCGGAGUCCUGACCCCGAUGAAGAUGCGUUCGGAGCCUCCGAGCACCCUGCGGCUGUACAGCGGCAGCCCGACCCGCUCCGAUAAGGACACCGUCUCCAUCUCCUCCUUCUACUAUAAAGAACGAAAGCUUCCAUUGUCUGCCUCCCGCCGCUGGUCUGUCCAAACCCUUCAUGAUUGGCCGAAAUCCCGGCGGUUUAAGACAAAACGAGAAGGCGUGGACUACAACCGUCCCAUCAAGCUGGCCGGGAAAGUCAUCAUCCAGGAGAUCUCCUGCCUGCUUCCGGUCCACAAAACACUGGGAGAGAGCUACAUCUUGAACAUGAGCGACAUCCAGGAAACGUGUCAGCAGAACGCAGCAGCAGCGCUCACUGUUGGACGAAGAGACGUGGCGAAGGUUUGGGCUCUGGCAGCUGCAGCCACCAGCCAGGAUCUUAACCCAGACUUUGACCCCGACACGGAGACCCCCUGGGCCAGACACCCGUUUGGACGCCACCUGCUGGAGACUCUUCUGGACCACUAUAGUCAGAUGAGUGAUGUCCAGACUCUGGCCAUGCUGUGCAGCGUCUUCAGGUCUCAGGCUCCACCUGACAGCUACUUCCCAUAUGGGCACCAUUCCUCACGCUUCCCAUCACACCAUUCCCGAUACCCCAGCUACACAUCCAGUUCAGUCACCUCGGGUUCCUGCUCCAGCACCUCGGACUCCACCACAACCAGCACCUGGAACACAGUCCGAGAUCCAGAACACACUGCACCCUGGGGUGAAUCCUCCCCUGAUGACUAUCGCUAUGGUAACCAAGGUUAUACCGAUCCUCGAGAACGGGAACGAGAGCUGCACGACAUGAACAAGAGGUUGCUGGACCCGGCCAACACGCUGCAGUUCGAUGACUUUAAGAAAUGUUAUGGAGAGAUUUUAUACCGCUGGGGUCUGAGAGACAAGAGGGCCGAUGUGCUGAAGUUCACGUCCAGCCCCCCAGAAGCCCACAAAGGCAUCGAGUUUGGUGUGUACUGCUGUCACUGUCGGAGUCAGGCUCGUGGGACUCAGUGUGCCGUCUGCAAGCGUUUGACCUUCCAGUGCGCCAUCUGUCACGUGGCCGUCCGAGGAUCGUCCAACUUCUGUCUGAGUUGUGGUCACGGAGGACACACCAGCCACAUGAUGGACUGGUUCUGGAGGCAGGAAGAGUGUCCAGCUGGCUGUGGCUGCCACUGCCUGCUGCAGAGCACCUUCUGAUGUGAGGAUGUUCCAUGACUGCAGACAAACAUGGAGGCGUCGUAAACACUGCAGCCUGAUGGACAGACCUGUCCUGAGGUCUGAUGGGAUUCUGACUGAAGGUCACCAGAACUGCACCACAGAGUCCAGCCGGCGCCGCAGGAGAAGGAUGUCUUCUGUUACAGCUUUGUUGCUAUCAAUAUCACAAGAAGAGACUGUUGACAUCACAGCAUCAGCACCGUUUCAGACCAAUCACAGGCCUGGAGAUGAUGUCAUAGACUGGAGUCACAUGACCCAGUGAGUGUGAGAUGACUGUAUGCAGGUGAGAGAGCUGAAUAAAUUAUGAUUUACACAA
Nothobranchius furzeri (turquoise killifish) is the source of this 3349-nucleotide messenger RNA. It is a transcript of the gene wdr59, whose product is annotated as WD repeat domain 59. Gene Ontology annotation, molecular function: signaling adaptor activity; protein binding. Gene Ontology annotation, cellular component: Seh1-associated complex; vacuolar membrane. Gene Ontology annotation, biological process: positive regulation of TORC1 signaling; cellular response to amino acid starvation. The record is from RefSeq and is a predicted model, not a curated record. NCBI's taxonomy places the organism in Eukaryota, Metazoa, Chordata, Actinopteri, Cyprinodontiformes, Nothobranchiidae.